GCUAUCGCGGAGUAAAAACUUCAGCCGCCCCCCCACCCCCCCCUUCCUCCUCCUCCCCCGGUGCCGGCCGGCGCGGAGCAGCGCGGGGUGCGGACAGAGCGCGGCGGCCCCAUGCCGCCAGGCGGGCCGGGGCCAGCACCGGGGGUACCCCCCGGUGACACCCCCCGGAGCCCCUGCCGCUUUCCCCCGGGCUGAGCCCGCAGGAGUUGCCGCGCUCGCCGCCCGAGGAGGAUCGCUGUGAGCCUCCCUGCAGGCAGGUGAUCUGUCUGCCAUUUCUGGUUACCCUUCUUCCCACCUCCUCCGCCUUUCUUCCCCCCCGGCUGGACAACUCCCUCCUUUGGAGAACACGCCCAAGUAGCUGAAGAAGAGAGAAAGGGAGGAAAAAAAAAAAAAAAAAAAAAAAAAAAAAAAAAAAGAAGGGAAGAAGGGGGGGCUGGGGGGGGGGUGGUGGUGGAAGAGAGGGAGAUAGUUAACAUUGAGCCCGGAGCUGCUGGCGCUCAGGAGGAUCCCGCAGCCCCAUACAUCGCCAGCAAUAAAGCGCUACGUGUGACAGGCAUACAAAUCCGGGAUAGAGGGAAGAGCGGGGCAGGCGGAGCGCCGGGUGCGGAGCGCCCCGGGCCUGGGCCAUGCUGAGCGGGCGCGGGGGCUCGGCAGCGCGGUGUGGGGCGCGGCGGGGGCUGCCCCUCUCCCCCGCGCGGCCGUGACCCGCAGCGGCCCCGCCAGCCACGGCCCCGGGCCGGCAGCGCGGCACGCAUCGUUUCGCAUGUUGGUCUGAGACACGGCAAGCAAGGAAUAUGAACAGGAAAACAAGGCGCUGGAUCUUCCACAUCUUCCUGAGCCUGGGGAUUGUGUACAUCAAGAUCGGGGGUUUUUCCUCUGUGGUGGCCCUGGGAGCCAGCAUCAUCUGUAACAAGAUCCCGGGUCUUGCCCCCCGGCAGCGGGCGAUCUGCCAGAGCAGGCCCGACGCUAUUAUCGUCAUUGGGGAAGGGUCCCAGAUGGGCAUCAACGAGUGCCAGUUCCAGUUUCGCAACGGGCGCUGGAACUGCUCUGCCCUGGGAGAGAGGACCAUCUUCGGGAAGGAGCUGAAAGUGGGUAGCAGAGAAGCAGCAUUCACAUAUGCCAUCAUUGCUGCUGGAGUAGCACAUGCAAUCACGGCAGCCUGUACACAGGGCAACCUGAGUGACUGUGGUUGUGACAAAGAAAAACAAGGACAGUACCAUAAAGAGGAAGGAUGGAAAUGGGGAGGCUGCUCUGCUGACAUCCGAUAUGGAAUAGGAUUCGCCAAAGUGUUUGUGGAUGCCCGGGAGAUUAAGCAAAAUGCAAGGACGCUCAUGAACCUGCACAACAAUGAGGCUGGGCGGAAGAUUUUAGACUUGAAGUCCCAGCACACAUUAGACAUCUCGCCUUUGAGCUGGACUUGGCUCCUUCACUGCAGGCUGCCAUUUCCAGCAGCAGCCAGUGAUGGCAUCUGGAUGAUUCUGGAAGAAAACAUGAAGUUAGAGUGCAAGUGCCAUGGGGUCUCAGGAUCCUGUACCACUAAAACAUGCUGGACAACUCUGCCUAAAUUCCGGGAGCUGGGCUACAUCCUUAAGGACAAAUACAAUGAAGCUGUUCAAGUUGAACCAGUGAGAGCAAGUCGUAACAAGCGUCCAACCUUCCUCAAAAUAAAGAAGCCACUUUCCUAUCGCAAACCCAUGGAUACAGAUUUAGUGUACAUAGAAAAAUCUCCCAAUUAUUGUGAAGAAGACCCUGUCACUGGCAGUGUGGGAACACAGGGAAGGAUGUGUAACAAGACAGCCCAGCAGUCCAAUGGCUGCGAUCUGAUGUGCUGUGGCCGAGGUUACAAUACACACCAGUACUCAAGAGUGUGGCAGUGCAACUGCAAAUUUCAUUGGUGCUGCUAUGUUAAAUGCAACACAUGCAGUGAAAGAACAGAAGUAUAUACCUGUAAGUGAGUACAUGGCUGGGCAGGUUGACAUGUCCCUGGCCAUGAAUACAUUUGCACAUGCACUCAACGUACCUACUGUAGGAAAGACCUGCUCUCCCUGAAGAAAUGCUGAUGAAUGGAGCCCUCUCUUCUCAUAUUUCAUUGCUUAUGUGGAUACACAUUUCAGACUCUUACAAAAGUCAGUCAAGAAACAAAACCAAACAAACCCCACCCUGAGCCACCUGACACACAAAACAGAGAGAAAAAGAUAAUCUCAAACAAUCUGCACCUCUAAAGCAAGAAGCAUUGACUGCCUUGUGAAGAGUCACCAGUCAGAGAAAAAUCUCAGUGUGGCAACUAACUCUUGGUUUGGAAAAAAGAUGAUCAAAAACUUCAGUCUAUAAGGAGCAGGGAGGGGUAGGAGAGAAAUACUCAAAAAAGGGCUUUGCCCAGGAUGGGAUGGACAGUACCCCAUCGUGAAUUGCCCAUGUGAGUGCGUGGAUAACACAAAUUUAGGCUUCUACACUUGUGAAAAGCUUCUGCUGGUCUUGACCAUCUCUCCAUGUCAUAUACCAUUUGCUACAGCAAGUAGAACUGCUGAAGUUUUCUGUAGACACUGCUUUAUCUGCCUUUUUUUUGUGUGUGUGUGCUGCAGAUUUUAGCACAGUGAUUUGGGACACUUGGGCAUAAUAAUAGCAAUAUUUAACAAUUUAUUCAGAUAAAACUAAUAUUAAUUUAUUUAAUUAAAAAGAACUCUACCGACAUUUUUCGAACUAUUCUGCAAUUAAAGUAGAUAGCUGGCUUUGUGGAAUAAUUUUGUAGAAAAAACAAGGAAAAACUGGAGCUGUAUAUAUUAUUCUUAACUAGGAUAUUUCUAUUAGUUGGACUUGCAGAAUAUGUUCUACAAUACUAGAUGUUUAAGUACAAAAGCUGGCGUCUUUAUAUAUAUGUACAUACACAAACACACACUGUUUUGGGGGGUUUUUUGUUUGUUUGUUUGUUUUUUCUCCUGUUUGCUGCUAGUUGUCUGGAACAAAAGUCACAUGGUAGGGGUUACAAAUCUUUACCGGUUUGUUGUUUUGUUGUUUUGUUUUGGUUUGUUUUUUUCUUUGAUUAAUGAAAGAAACAUUAAUAAAAUCCUGUUUGGAAUGUGUCUAAAAAUAAGAAAAUCCAGACAAACGUCCAUCUUUUGGAAAAAUCAACCAUAAGAUAAGAGAGUAUAUUUUGUAAAAAACUAUUUUUAUAUAAAUAUUUUAUUUAUACUACGUCUGCUUGUUCAACCUGUACUUUUUCUCAAAACAGGCAUACAAUUUGUAAUUCCUAGGCUGUUUAACAGAGAAAGGGUAAUUAGUUUGUGGACACAACAGCAGCAAGCUGGAUACAUUCAGCUGCAGUUGGUGGAUGUGUCAGAAAGCAGAAUGAACUUUCUCUCUGGAUGUGUGUACAAACCGGCUCUUUUCCUGCAGCUCAAUUUGCAGAAUAUGCAAAACAAGAACAGGGUAUGUAGCAUCAAUUUUGUCACAUGGCUUGAAUUCAAGAUUGGUAUUAACUGGAUGCUCAUUUAUCCCAUUCAAGAAAAAAAAAAAUCCGAAUUAACUUCCCACAUGCGUCAGUCAUUAAACUGUGGCGUUAUGACUAGCAAAUGUGCUGUGUGUGCUGUCAGUUAAACCUCUAUAUUGUGUUACUGUCAAAUUUGAUUUUAAUCAGUGGAAGACUGUAGACUAUGACUGUAAAAACUAGCAUGACACACAUCGUCUGAUUCUCAUAGAUAGGAUACAAAGCUUACUUUUUGUUCAAUCCUUUUUGGCAUUUACAUUAUUCUUUCCCCCCAAAAGGCCAGAGCUCAAAACCCCAGAAAAACAUCUAGGCAAAUUUAAAGACUACUCACUUGUUUUUCAGAGCCCAGCUAAGCCAUUUUUGUGUUUUUGUGUUCCCUUUAUGGUAUUUCCAUGUUAUCACUGCUAAUUUCUUCAGAUAUUUGAGUGGUAGAUAUUUUUCUCUUUUAAGAAUCAUUCUGUUCCUUCUGCUUGACUCAUUUGUGACCGAUAAAAAAAUAAUCUAAUUUUAAUGUUUUUCAUUGGGUAAGAAACAUGGCAUGGUGUUACCAAUGAUAUUGUAUGUUCUCUCUGGGACAGGCCAGAUUGUCCCCUACUUCCAGACUACAGGAUCUCAUACCUCUGAUGAGGCUAAGAGGGGCAUCAGUAAAAGAGACAAACCACCAUCCAGUUUGUGGUGCAUUUCACUGACUCCUGUUAAUAACAGCAAGUGUUACAAGGAGUAGAUGGUAUAGAUAUAUCUUGUGUCCAUUGAGCUUUCUGAGGCAAAACUCCCAAAUAAGACUGCAAAAACAGAGAAAGUUUUCUGAGAAAGUAAACAGAAGCAUCACAAAAGGUGUUGCAAAGUUUCACUAUAACAACCUAGCCUUUUAGAACUUGUCUGAAUGUGGCAUGUUUUUUUUUUAAUUCACUUCUUGUAUAUAUGUUAUUUAUGUAAAACCACAUACCCAUGCAGUAUGUGAUCCUAGCAAUGUGUUAUUAGAGUUAAAUAUGCAAUUUCUUUGCAGACCUCCCACUUAACAAAAAAGAGGAUUUUUAUGAAAUUCAGACACCAGCAUGGGAUGUGAAAAUAAAAUUAUUAACAUAAUUUAGUUUCAAACAUAUGAUUUGUCAAUAUAAAAACAUUUUUUGGGUUAAUUGAGUCAUUGCUUUUAGUUCUAAAUUCCACACAUCAAGAAUUGAUAAGACAUAAAAGGCAGUAAAGUACAUGCAGUAUGGAUGUUAAUUACAGCACUAUAUUAUGGUUAAAUAAUUCAGAUCUAAUGUUUAAUAUUGGAAUAUCCUUUCCUCCCCCAUCACCCACACCCCCCGCCCCCCACUUUGUAUUUUUUUUUUUUUACUUAGUGGAUACCAUGUCAUAGUCAAAAAUGUGUUUUCUUCACCGAUUAGAGUUAUUUUACAAAUUAUUACUUUUGCAGCAUGUUUCUACCAUAGAAAAAUAAUCUGUAAAAUUCCUGCUUCCUGUAUAUUUCAGUAUGCAGUGAUGUGCAAUGUACAGCUAGCAGAUUAAUUAUUGAAGGACAAUUAUCUUUAAACAGUUUUACUCACAAUAAUAAAGAACUGGAUGCACAAUGAAA
Molecule: messenger RNA, 5060 nt
Organism: Tyto alba (common barn owl)
Lineage: Eukaryota; Metazoa; Chordata; Aves; Strigiformes; Tytonidae
Gene: WNT7A
Product: Wnt family member 7A
Exons: 5
Coding region: 795-1955 (386 amino acids)
Biological process (GO): neuron differentiation; canonical Wnt signaling pathway; positive regulation of JNK cascade
Cellular component (GO): extracellular region
Molecular function (GO): frizzled binding; cytokine activity
Source: RefSeq, a predicted model, not a curated record